Molecule: messenger RNA, 16674 nt
Organism: Micropterus salmoides (largemouth bass)
Lineage: Eukaryota; Metazoa; Chordata; Actinopteri; Centrarchiformes; Centrarchidae
Product: protocadherin Fat 4
Biological process (GO): homophilic cell-cell adhesion
Cellular component (GO): plasma membrane
Molecular function (GO): calcium ion binding
Source: RefSeq, a predicted model, not a curated record
AGCACAAUAUGACUGAAGCGCCUGCACCGUUAUUCCACGGGACGGUGCGUAGGCUGAGCCCCCUGCUCUCACUCAGGACCGCUCGCUUGCGCCCUAACUUUGGAUAAACUUUUCUUCACGCAUAUCCAGGAACUUCUGUUUUGUUUUGUCUUUCAAGGAUUGUCAGGUUCCGUUUUUAAAAUGUUAUUUGAGGAGUUGAAAUGAAACGUUCCUGAUCUGUAGAAUCAUUCUCUCCAUUCAGAGGAUUUUUUUUUUCUUUUGCAUUAAGACGCAGCGCUGCGCGGAUAAAAUAACACUUCUGGAGUACUUUGGGACACUGAAUAAGUGUGGAAAGAGUAUUUGCAUGGUUUCCCAUUGAGGUUUCUCUGGACCUUUGCUGGAAUACAAUGCUUUAGUGACUCGUUCAACCGCAAUAAAGUUGAUGCAUCAUAGGCAUGGACUCUGUCUGAGAAAGGUGGACAGGCUAACUGACCAUGGCGCUCACAGGUAGGGGCUUAGGCCGGCUUCAUUUGAUUUUACUGAUGUUAUGGACUCUCUCGCAGUACUCAGCAUCCAGCCAAGUCCGUCAAGAGUUUCAGGUCCUGGAGGAGCAGCCCAUCGGCACCUAUGUGGGAACGAUAGAGACCAAGCCCAGCUUCACGUACCGCUUCAGCGAGAACCACAAACUUUUUGCAAUUAACGGCACCACUGGAGUCAUUUACACCUCUUCGGUGAUUGACAGAGAGGUUUUGCAAAGUGAUGUCAUCAACGUCGUGGUGCUGUCCAGCCAACCCACCUACCCCACUGAGGUCAGGAUAGUAGUUUUGGAUAUAAAUGAUAACUCUCCGGUGUUUCCAGACGCGUCCAUUGUCGUGUCUUUUAAAGAGGACGCCAGCAGCGGCAGGCAGGUGAUCCUGGACACUGCUACAGAUUCAGACAUUGGAAGUAACGGAGUUGAUCACACCACGUACAGAAUAGUGAAAGGCAACGAGCAGAGGAAAUUCCGCUUGGAUAUUACAGUCAAUCCUAGUGGAGAGGGGGCAUUCUUGCACCUUGUUUCAACUGGAGGCUUGGACAGGGAAGUUACUCCCUUCUACCAACUCCUGAUUGAAGUAGAGGACAAAGGAGACCCGAAAAAGUUUGGCUACCUACAAGUAAACGUCACUAUUCAAGAUAUAAAUGACAAUCCCCCUAUUUUUGAGCAAGAUCAAUAUCAAACCAGUGUUUUUGAGGAUGCAGCAGUAGGUUCUAGUAUUCUGCAGAUUACAGCAUCAGAUCAGGAUGAGGGAGCCAAUGCGGAAAUCAGGUACUUUUUAGAUGAAGGGACACCUUUCCAAAUUGACCCUAAAGCAGGUACUAUUAUUAUAAAAGAGGGCUUAGAUUAUGAGAGUAAGAAAGAGUACUCCCUGACUAUCCAUGCAGUAGACAACGGGGUGCCCUCUCUAUCAGGCAGAACAGAAGCCACAAUUAAACUUUUAGAUGUAAAUGAUAAUGACCCCGUAGUGAAAUUUAGGUAUUUUCCCACAACUUCUAAAUUUGCUUCUGUUGAUGAAAAUGCACAGAUUGGCACAGUUGUGGCUUUACUCACUGUUUCAGAUUCAGACUCCCCCACAGCUAAUGGUAACAUAUCAGUUUCAAUCUUAGGAGGCAAUGAGCAGAGACACUUUGAAGUGCACACGUCUCCUGUGCCCAAUUUAAGUCUGAUCAAAGUGGCCAGUGUGUUAGACAGAGAGAGAAUUUCCUCAUACAACCUGACUGUGUCUGUGUCAGACAAUGGCAAGCCUAUUGCGAGGUCCUCUUUUGCUAGUCUGGUUAUUUUUGUGAAUGAUAUCAAUGAUCACCCACCCAUAUUCCAGGAAACACUGUACAGAGUAGAUAUCAGUGAAGACAUACCAAAAGGCAGCUACAUUAAAGGGGUUUCUGCAACAGAUGGUGACUCUGGGCAGAAUGCCAACCUGCGCUACUCCCUGGUGUCUGGAAACGCUUUGGGCUGGUUCUCCAUCAGUGAAAACAGUGGUUUGGUUACCAGCGCCGCUUUGCUGGAUAGGGAAAUAGCAUCUGAAAUUGUGCUCAACAUUAGUGCCAAAGACCAGGGGCUGCAGCCCAAGAUUUCUUACACUAAACUUAUAGUCAACAUCACUGAUGUCAAUGACCAAGUGCCCACAUUUACACAAAGCACAUUUCAUGUUUCCCUGGUGGAGCACGCCCCUGCAGGCACUGAGCUGGUGGUGCUGUCUGCCUCAGAUGACGACCUCGGGGCCAAUGGAACUAUCCGGUUCUCAUUUGAUGCAGAUACUCCAGCCACAGUCCAGGAGCUGUUUCGCCUGGAUGCCGUGUCAGGGCGAUUAAGCACAGCCGUGGAGCUAGACAGGGAGGAUCAGGCCUCAUACUUACUCCACAUCCAGGCAGCAGACGCAGGCAGCCCUCCUUUGCACUCUGUAGGAAAAGUCAACGUCACCCUGAGGGAUAUCAAUGACAAUAGGCCAGUUUUCUAUCCUGUGCAGUAUUUUGCUAAUGUGAAAGAAAACGAGCCUUCAAAUUCUUAUGUAACCACGGUUUCAGCCACAGACCCCGAUUUAGGUAAAAAUGGCACAGUCAAAUAUAUAAUUACAGCUGGAGACGCUUCCAAAUUCCGCAUUAAUAGCAACACAGGGAAAAUCACCACGCUUGAGUCCCUGGAUAGAGAGGAGAAAACUGCUUACCAGCUGCAGGUGACAGCUGCAGAUGGAAGUGGCCUGCGCUCUCACAUCCAGGCCAUAGUCACUGUAACUGUCAUAGACACACAGGAUAACCCACCAGUCUUUAGUCAGAAAGUGUACAGUUUUGUCAUGUUUGAAAAUGUGGGCAUUGGGACAGUUAUAGGUACAGUGUCAGCCACCACUGUAGAUUUGAACACAAACAUUUCCUAUCUAAUCACCUCAGGUGACCAGAGGGGGCUUUUUGCUGUAAACAGCGCAGGUCAAAUCACAGCAUUGAGCCAGAUAGACAGAGAGGAGCAGGGUUUCUAUCAGCUGAAAGUUGUAGCCAGAGCUGGGGAGAUCACAGGAGAGGCAUUUGUUAACAUCACUGUAAAAGACUUAAAUGAUAAUGCCCCUCAUUUUAUUCACGCUGUGGAGCAUGUGAGUGCAGUGGAAAACUGGAGCACAGGCCAUGUCAUAUUCCAGGCCAAAGCUUCAGAUCCCGAUGAAGGGACAAAUGGUAUGGUGGUUUACAGCCUCAAACAAAACCCCAAAGGCCUGUUUCAUAUUCAUGAAAAGCAUGGCCUCAUCACACUGACCGGGCCGCUCGAGAUCACCACAAGCUCUUACGAGGUUGAGGUCAUUGCAUCAGAUAUGGGGGUCCCCCAGCACACCUCCAGCCUAAUCCUCAUCGUCAGUGUGUAUGACGUCAAUGAUAACUCGCCAGUGUUUGACCAGCUUUCUUAUGAGGUCAUUAUCCUGGAGUCUGAGCAUGUCAACAGCCGCUUUUUCAAAGUUGAGGCCACUGACAAAGACUCUGGUCUUAAUGGGGAGAUUAUGUAUGACAUCGUUGAUGGGAACACAGGUGAUGUGUUUGGCAUUUUUCCAGAUGGGCAGUUGUACAUCAAAGCAGAGCUGGACCGAGAGAUACAGGAGAGAUAUAACUUAGUUGUUGUGGCCAAAGACCGGGCUGUGGAACCACUAAGUGCCACUGUCAAUGUCAGUGUCAUUCUAGAUGACGUAAACGAUAACCGUCCUCUCUUUAACAGCACCAAUUAUGUGUUUCAUUUUGAGGAAGAGCAGAAAAGGGGGUCACUGGUUGGGCGUGUUUUUGCAGAGGAUAAGGACUUUGGCCCAAACAGUGAGGUCAGAUAUACAUUUGAGACACAGCAGCCCAACUUUGAGCUGAACGCCAUCACCGGGGAGUUGACCAGCACGCUGCAGUUUGAUCGCGAGUCGCUCAUGAGACAAAGAGGCGCCGCCAUGUUCAGCUUUGUGAUCGUCUCGUCUGACCAGGGUCUCCCCAAGCCCCUCAGAGACCAGGCCAAAGUGCAAGUUUACAUUCAAGACAUCAACGACAACACUCCUAAAUUCACCAAAGACAUUUACCAGGCCUCCAUAUCAGAGUCAGCUCAAAACAUGACACAACUGCUGCGGGUCUCCGCCUCUGAUGUGGAUGAGAACAAAAAUGGACUGGUUCACUAUCACAUCCCUGAAGGCAACGAGGAAAGACAGUUUACUAUUGAUAGCAGCUCUGGACAGGUUACUUUAGUAGGAAAGCUGGACUAUGAAUCCACAUCCUCCUAUUCAUUGAAAAUCAUAGCUGUUGAUGCUGGAGAUGUGCCCUUGUCCUCCUCCUGUAUGCUUAGUAUUAGCAUCCUGGAUGAGAAUGACAACUCCCCCUCCUUUCCUAAACCCUCACUGUCUGUGGACGUCCUGGAGAACAUGAGGAUAGGGGAGCUGGUGGCUUCUGUGACCGCCACCGAUGCAGAUUCUGGUCAGAAUGCAGAAAUAACGUAUAGUAUCACAGCCACAAACAACCACGGCACUUUCAGCAUCAGCCCCAACACCGGCAGCAUCUUUCUGGUUAAAAAGCUGGACUAUGAAACUCAGUCAUUUUACAAACUCAACAUCACUGCAAAGGACAAUGGCAGACCACCCCGCUCUUCAUCCAUUCCUGUGGUCAUUCAUGUCAGGGACUUUAACGACAACCCUCCCAUAUUCACCCCUGGCGACAUUUUCAAAUCUAUCCCUGAAAAUCUUCCAAUCUCAACUUCAGUCAUGACAAUUACAGCUCAUGACACAGAUGCAGACAUAAACGGGCAGCUGGAGUACUCCAUUGUUCAACAGAUUCCCCGGGGUAGCCACUUCAGCAUUGAUCCAAGCACUGGGCUCAUCUACACCAAUAAGGAAGUUGAUAGGGAAUUUUCAAAUCUGUUCGAGCUGACAAUCAAAGCCACUGACCAGGCUGUUCCAGUUGAAUUCCGCCGUUUUGCCCUGAAAAAUGUCACAAUAUGGGUCACAGACCAGAAUGACAAUGUUCCCACUUUUGUGUCCCAGAACGCCCUAGUGGCUGAGCCCAACAUAGUCAUCGGCUCCAUCCUGACAACAGUGGUGGCCUUUGACCCCGAUGACGGGGCAAAUGGGGAAGUGGAGUACGAGCUCAUAGAAGGGGAUACUAACACUUUCAUCAUGGACAGGUACAGCGGAGAUCGUCUGGCCUCUCAGCUGGUACAGUCUCGACUCAUGUACACCCUCACAGUGUCAGCCACUGACCACGGCACUGACCGCAAGACCUCCAGAACUGAGCUGACCAUCAUCCUCCAAGGGAUGGAUGGGCCUGUUUUCUCCCAGCCAAAAUACAUCACUAUCCUCAAAGAGGGGCAGCCGCCGGGCACCAACGUCAUCUCCCUGGAUGCCUCAAGCCCGCGGGGCUCAGCAACUAAAGUGGAGUAUUUCAUUGUGGCGGUUCGCAGUGGUGGAAAAGCAGUGGGACGCCUUUUCACCAUUGGCCGCCACACUGGAGUGAUACAGACUGCUGCAGAGCUGGACAGAGAACAAGGCUCCGACCUCUACCUGGUGGAUGUGUAUGCCAUCGAGACAGAUGCCAGCCAGCCCAGAACACAGCGUGCUGAGGUGGAGAUCACACUGCAGGACGUCAAUGACAACCCGCCUGUUUUCCCUAAUGAUAUUCUUGAUGUGACCAUUGAGGAGAACGUUGGAGAUGGCUUCAAGAUAAUGCAGUUAACAGCCACGGAUGCAGACGAGGGUCCUAAUGCUCUUGUGACAUACACCAUCAUCAGUGGGGCAGAUGACAGCUUUCGAAUUGACCCUGAAUCCGGUGAUCUGAUCGCCACCAAGAAGCUGGAUCGGGAGCGGCGUUCAAAAUAUUCCCUUCUGGUACGUGCAGACGAUGGAAAACAGUCGUCUGACAUGAGGCUGAACAUCACCGUCAAGGACGUCAACGACCACACGCCUAAGUUCUCCCGUGCAACAUAUUCGUUUGAUAUCCCAGAAGACAUGGCACCAGGCUCCAUCGUGGCGGCGAUCCUGGCCAGCGACUCUGACUCAGGGGUGAACGGAGAGGUCACCUACUUGCUGGAGGAGGAUGAUGAGGAUGAAACGUUCCUUCUGAACCCCGUGACGGGAGUUUUCAACGUGACACGUCCACUGGACUACGAGACUCAGCGGUACUAUAUUCUGACAGCGAAGGCCCUGGACGGUGGGGGGCAGGCCAGCACAGUCAGAGUGUAUUUCAACAUCCUAGAUGUGAAUGACAACCCCCCCAUCUUUAACACCACCGUGUAUAGCACUUCUGUCUCAGAGAGUCUGCCGCCUGGAUCCAGUAUUGUCACUGUUGAGGCCGGGGAUGCUGAUGAUGGCCCAAAUGCCCAGCUUCUCUACAGAAUUGCGUCUGGUGAUCCCCAGGGACACUUUGUCAUCACCAAGGAAGGAGUCCUCCAAACCAAGAAGGCCUUGGACAGAGAAACCCAAUCCUUCUACAACCUGGUGAUCACAGUCAAUGACCUGGCUCCGCCUCCCAUGACCCGCUUUACCAGCACUUCCCAGGUGUCGGUCAUUCUUCUGGAUGUCAACGACUGCCCGCCAACCUUCACCUCUCAGAGGAUGACCUACAUUCAGGAGAACACGCCAGUGGACACGGUUGUGUUCACUGCCCAGGCCACCGACGCUGACAGUGGACCCAACAGCUAUGUCGAGUACUCCCUCAAAGGACCUUUCACUAACAAGUUCAGCAUUGGUACAGUCGAUGGAGGUGUCAGGUUGGUUGGGGAACUUGACCGCGAAGAGCUUUCUAACUAUACCCUCACAGUCGUAGCUACAGAUAAAGGCGAACCCCCCCUGUCUUCAACAAUGGAUGUGACUAUGAUGGUUCUGGACGUCAAUGACAAUACGCCAAGCUUCUCACAGAAUAUCUAUGACAUUGAGAUUGAGGAGAACAUCUUUACUGGGACUGAUGUCAUCCAGGUGUUUGCCAGUGAUGCAGAUGAGGGCACCAACGGGCAGAUCCGAUUUUCUAUCUCAGGAGGCAACAGCAACUCUGAUUUCAGGAUUGAUUCGGUUACAGGCGUGAUUUCAGUGGCCAAGCAGCUGGACCGCGAGGUGCGUUCAUCCUAUUCACUAGUGGUCCAAGCUGCCGACCGAGGCAGCAGCCCCAGGGUGGACCGCGCAACCGUCAACAUUGUGUUGUUGGAUGUCAAUGAUUGCGCACCUGUGUUUGAGCUCUCUCCUUACACUGUCAAUGUUCGGGAGAACUUGGAGAACCUACCAAAAAACAUUCUGCAGGUUGUUGCCAGAGACGAUGACCAAAGUGCCAAUGGCCAGCUAAGCUACAUGCUCAGUGGUGGGAAUGAUGAGGGUGCGUUCAGCCUGUCAUCCAGUGGUCAGCUGAGCCUGACCCGGACUCUGGACCGCGAGGCUCGGGAAAAAUACAUCCUGCUGAUUACAGCCACCGACUCAGGUUCUCCGUCUCUGAGCGGAACAGGAAUGGUAACAGUUCUGGUGGACGAUGUGAACGAUAACGUCCCUGUUUUCACCUCCUCCACCUUCCACACCACCAUCACGGAGGACGCCCCGACAGGGACAGAUGUGCUAUUGGUCAACAGCUCUGAUGCAGAUGUUGGUGGCAAUGGUGUUAUAAGCUAUAGCCUGACUGGAGGACACGGUCAGUUCUCCAUCAACCCAGCUACAGGACAGAUUAUCACCAGCUCCCUGCUGGAUCGAGAAGACAGGGCCAAUUACCAGCUGCUGGUUGUGGCAACAGAUGGGGGGCAGCCCCAGGGCUUGUCCAGCUCCGCCACCGUGUCCGUGACGGUGGCUGACAUCAAUGAUAACCCUCCUCGCUUCCACCACCACCCCUAUGUCACCCAUAUACCCGCCUCUACUGCAGCAGGAUCCCUGGUCUUUGCUGUUACUGUCACUGACGAGGACUCAGGUUCCAACGCCCAGCUACACUACUCCCUUAUAGGGCGCAACUCUGACAAGUUCAAGAUUGACCCCAUCAGAGGAGCCAUCACUGCCAAUGAGAAGCUUACUGGAAGCUCAGAAGUUACCCUUACUGUUCGAGUAAAAGACGGUGGAGCUAACCCCAAAACAGAUACGACCACAGUGACUGUCCGCUUUGUUACUGGAGGAAACUUUCCUGUCAUCAAACUGAAGGAGCAUGCAUUCACAUUCCCCGAGAGCCAGUCGACCAACCACGUUGUUACAACGGUGACUGGAUCUUCUAUGAGGGGUGGACCGUUGUCAUAUUACAUUGCCAGCGGCAACCUGGAUAACGCCUUUCAUAUUGAUCAGCAAUCAGGCGAGUUGUCAAUCAGACAUCCACUAGAUUAUGAACACAUUCAGAAGUAUGUUCUCUGGAUUGAGGCCAGAGAUCAGGGCUUCCCACCUUAUUCCUCUUAUGAGAAAGUAGAAAUAACUGUGCUGGAUGUGAAUGACAAUCACCCAGUGUUUGAUAAGGAUCCAUUCCAUGCUGAGAUACUAGAGAACAUUUCACCUCAGCGGGUGCUCAUGGUCUCUGCUGUUGAUCUGGACAGUGGGCCAAAUGGACAGCUUGAAUAUGCCAUCAUUGAUGGCAACAAGGAGAACAGCUUCAGUAUUAACAGAGCAACUGGUGAAAUACGAACCACCAAGCCACUGGACCGGGAGAAGGUGGCUCAGUACACUUUGAAAGUCAAAGCCACUGACCGUGGGUUGCCACCCAAAAACACAGUAGUCAAAGUUCUAAUCAACGUACUGGAUGUGAAUGACAAUGCUCCUAGGUUUUCUAAGAUCUUUAGUGCUACAGUGGCUGAAAAUGCCCCAGUGGGUUACACUGUCACCAGAGUCACCACCACAGACGAGGAUGUUGGUUCAAAUGCCAUUAGCCGAUAUUCAAUUACAGAUACCAGCCUUCCAUUUAGUAUUAAUCCAAACACAGGAGACAUUACAAUAAGUAGGCCACUCAAUAGAGAAGACACAGAUCAAUACAUUGUCAAAGUGUCUGCCCAUGACUCUGGCUGGACCGUAAGCACAGAUGUCACCAUAUUUAUAACGGAUAUUAACGAUAAUGCCCCCAGAUUUAGUCGUCCCUCUUACUAUCUGGACUACCCUGAGCUCACUGAGGUGGGCUCCCUGGUCACACAGGUAUCUGCCACAGAUCCCGACGAGGAUGUCAAUGGCAAAAUUUUCUAUUUCAUUCGGUCCCAGUCAGAGUACUUCAGAAUUAACGCCAGCUCUGGAGAGAUAUUUGUAAAGCAGCAGUUGAAAUAUCAGAACUCAACAGGUGCUAGUAGCAUAAAUAUAAAUCGCCACAGCUUCAUUGUCACAGCCUCAGACAGGGCAGUCAAGCCUUUGAUGAGUGAGACGACAGUAAUUGUAAACAUCGUAGACAGCAAUGAUAACCCCCCUGAGUUUGAUUUGCCUAGCUACUUUACUCCUGUCACUAAAAGUGUCAAGGUUGGUACCAGAUUGAUUAGGGUUGUAGCUCAUGACAAAAAAGACUUUGGCCUUAAUUCUGAGGUCGAGUACUUAAUAACAGGUGGAAACAGCUCUGGUAAAUUCAAACUAGAUAAAACAAGUGGAUGGAUCACUGUUGCCUCCUCCCUUACAUCUGAUAUGAAUAAAAUGUUUCUCAUUGACAUCACAGCAAGUGACAGGGGAAAUCCUCCUUUGUCUGCACGAAUAUCCGUGCGAAUCGCAGUCACAGAGGAAAACCAUCACACGCCUGAGUUCUCACAAAGCCAAAUCUCAGCUACUGUACCUGAAAGCCUUGCUGUGGGAACAGCAAUAAGGACCCUGUCUGCCAGAGACAAAGAUAAAGAAAUGAAUGGCCUUAUCACAUACAAUAUUACUUCAGGCAAUGACAAGGGUCUGUUUUCACUUAAUAGUAAAAGUGGAGUGUUAUCCCUAGCGCACCCUCUGGAUUUUGAAGAGGAGCAACAACAUGAGCUUAGAGUUUCAGCUACUGAUGGUGGUUGGAUUGCAAAAACAAGCUAUGUCUCCGUCACAAUACAUGUGACUGAUGUGAAUGACAAUCCUCCUAUGUUUGAUCCUGACGAGUACUUCCCCAUUGUACAGGAGAAUGUUCCUAGUGGCACCACUGUGGUCAAAAUGAAUGCCAUAGACCGUGAUUCGGGAGCUAACGCGGUCAUGGCUUACGUGAUACAGUCAUCAGACAGUGACCUCUUUGUUAUUGACCCCAACACGGGCACUAUCACCACCCAGGGCUUCUUGGAUUACGAGGCUAAACAGGUCUACCAUUUAACAGUAAAGGCCUUUAAUGUCCCAGACGAGGAGCGCUGCAGCUUCGCCAAUGUCAACAUUCAGCUAAAGGGAGCCAAUGAAUACGUACCCCGCUUUGUCUCCAAACAGUACUACUUUGAAAUCUCUGAAGCUGCUCCAAAAGGCACAGUGGUCGGGGAAGUGUUCGCCAGUGAUCGAGACCAAGGAGAUGAUGGAGUGGUUUACUACCUCAUUUUUGGGAAGAGCAGAAAGAAGGGCUUUGGCAUCAACAAGAAAACAGGCCAGAUUUAUGUCACAGGUACUCUAGACCGUGAGAAAGAGGAAAAGAUUUCACUGAAGGUGUUGGCAAAGAAUGCUGGAAGCAUCCGCGGGGCAGAUAUUGACGAGGUGUUUGUGAACAUCACAGUUCUUGAUGCCAAUGACCCUCCUGUUUUUACCCAAGAACUGUAUGAUGUGCAGGUUAGUGAAGGUCUCUCACCUGGUGGUCUUGUUACCUUUGUGAAUGCUGAGGACUCAGACUCUGUACCAAGUUGGAGCAGAUUUUCAUACUCCAUUGCUCCAGAGUUUGAUAAAAAUGUUUUCACUAUCAACCCAAAAACUGGCCAAGUGUCUGUGGCUGCAGAGCUAGACAGAGAAACAACUCCUGUGUAUAAUCUAAUAGUUCUUGCUGUGGAUACUGGUACACCUCCUGCAACCGGAAGCACCACCGUGAUUGUGAAUCUGGAAGAUAUCAAUGAUAAUGGUCCAACUUUGACAACUGCCUAUGCUGAGGUGAUGGAGAAUCAGAGAGCUGGCACUGCAGUUACCACACUAGCAGCAUCUGACCCAGAUCUACCACCCAACCAAGGCCCUUUCUUAUUCAGCCUUCUCAGUUCUGGAUCUGCCAACAGCUACUUCAGCCUUAGUCCAGCUGGAGUGUUAACCACCAGUCGGGAGAUAGACAGAGAACAGUUUAGUGACUUCUACCUUUCCGUUGUGAUCAAGGACUCUGGUGUGCCUCAAAUGUCCUCCACAGGAACAAUUCGCAUCAAAAUAAAUGAUCAGAAUGACAAUCCUUCCGAGCCAAGGUCCAUGGAAAUCUUUGUCCACUACUUUGGGAACAUGUUUCCUGGAGGUUCUUUGGGAGAUGUCAAACCCCAAGACCCUGACAUUCAGGAUAGGUUCCACUGCUCUCUUAUUCCGCCAUCCUCCGGUCUGUUUAGUAUCCCAACUGGUACAUGCAACCUCAACUCUAAAGCUCGCUCAACGGAUGGAACUUUUGAACUAACCAUCCGUAGCAGUGAUGGUGUUCAUGGUUCAGUCAGCAAUACAGCCCGAGUCCUCUUCAUGGGCUUCACGAAUGCCACAGUGGACAACAGCAUACUCAUCCGACUCCAAUCUCAAGGAGUCAAAAGCUUCCUUACCAACCACUACCUCAGCUUCCUACGCAUUGCCAACUCUCAGCUAGCAGGACUAGGCACAGGAGUGCUGCUUUAUGGAGCAUUUGAACUCAACAAUCAGACUUUCCUAAUGGCAGCUGUGAAACGGGGCCACGGACAAUAUGUCAACCCCAGCGGCGUGGCCACAUUCUUCCAGAGUAUCAAAGACAUUUUAUAUAGACAGAGUGGGGUGCAAAUAGAUGCGGUGGACCAUGAUCCUUGCACACGCAACCCAUGCCAGAAUGGAGGCAGCUGCAAGAGGCGUCUCAGUGUCGGGCCUGAUAUGAAGACAGAAGAAAGUGUCCCAGUGAUCCUUGUUUCCAACCACCCCCUGCAGCCCUACGCCUGCAGCUGCAGGCCAGGAUACACAGGAGCUCUGUGUGAGACAGACAUCGACGAGUGCCAGCCAUCGCCCUGCCACAAUGGUGGCACCUGCCACAAUCUGGUGGGGGGUUUCUCCUGCACCUGUCCUGAAGGUUUCACCGGGAUGGCCUGUGAGAGGGAUAUCAACGAAUGCCUUUCCAAUCCCUGCAAGAAUGGGGCACUGUGCCAGAACUUCCCCGGCGGCUUUAACUGCCUCUGCAAAUCCGGCUUUGCAGGCAAAACGUGUGAUUCCAUCAUCAAUCACUGUGAGUGUAACCCUUGUUUUAAUGGCGGGUCCUGUCAGAAUCGGGUGGAUGGAUAUUACUGUCAUUGUCCAUUUGGGGUUUUCGGCAAACACUGUGAACUGAACAGCUAUGGCUUUGAGGAGCUCUCCUACAUGGAGUUUCCGUCGCUGGAUCCCAACAAUAACUACAUAUAUAUCAAGUUUGCUACUCUGAAGAGCAACUCGCUGCUUAUGUACAACCAUGAUAACCAAACCGGAGACAAGGCAGAGUUUCUGGCUCUGGAGAUCUUCGAGGGACGGAUGCGCUUCUCCUUCAACUUGGGAAGUGGAACUUAUAAACUAAUGACCAUGAUAAAAGUUUCGGAUGGGCAGUUCCACACAGUCAUUGCAAGGAGAGCUGGGAUGGCUGCAUCUCUGACUGUGGACCUGUGUGGUGAUGACCAGGAACCAGGCUACUGUGCUGUGAGCAAUGUGGCAGUACACACUGACUGGAUCCUGGAUGUGCAGCCCAACAGGCUUUUGGUGGGAGGCGUCAGGUCAAUAGAACCCGUCCUUCAUCGGCGCGGUCAGGUCGCCACCCACGACUUUGUCGGCUGCAUCAUGGAGUUUGCAGUCAACGGCCGCCCGCUGGAGCCCAGUCAGGCACUGGCAUCGCGUGGCAUCCUUGACAGAUGUCCGAGACUGGAAGGAGCCUGCACCACCAGCCCCUGCAGACAUGGGGGCACCUGUUUGGACCACUGGUCUUGGCAGCAGUGCCAGUGCGUUGAUGGCUUCACUGGCAAAUUCUGUGAGAAAUACAUGACAGCAGACACUGCCCUGUCCCUGGAUGGUACCGGCCGUCUGGACUACUCCCUUAAGCAAGGCCCUAAACGCGACGUCCUUCUUAAACAGUCACUGCAGGGCGUAACCUCUGACCCAGGCAAUCCUAGCAGCUUGGAGGUCAAGUUCAGGACACGCAGCAAAAGCGGCACCCUACUGCAUGUGCAAGAGAGCAGCAACUACACUACUGUUAAGCUGAAGAAUGGCAACAUCCACUACAUCUCAGAUGCGGGCGUUGGGGGGAAGGUGGAGCGCACCGUGGGAGACGUAGUGCUGUCAGACGGCCAGUGGCACACGCUCCAGCUGGUCAAGAACGGCUCAGCCACAGUGCUCCAGGUAGACAGCAACCACGCGAGGGUCAUCCAGCACGCCACCCAGGACUUUGGAGGUCUCAGUGUUUUAACCUUUUCCCUUGGAGGGAUCCCACCUGGACCUGCUCAGCAGAAAACUGCAGCAGGUUUUGACGGCUGCUUGGCCUAUGUGAAGUACAAUGGGGAGAACCUGCCAUUUACGGAAGAACACAGCCUUGUCACCUUAACUAAGACGAGUUCGUCUGUUAAGAUCGGCUGCAGGGGUCCCAACCUGUGUGAGAGCAGCCCAUGCUGGGAUGGUUUGAUGUGCGUCAACCAAUGGUACACGUACCAGUGUGUCCCACCUGGUGACUGUGCCUCUAAUCCCUGCCAGAACCAUGGCAGCUGUGUGCCGGACCCCCGCUCAGGUUUCACCUGUGUCUGUUCCGAGUUCUACACAGGCAAGACUUGUGAGACAUUGGUGGCUUGUCUGGGUGCCCAGUGCCCUGAGGGCACUGUCUGCAAGACAGCCAACAACGGCGGAUUUGUCUGCAGCCCAAGCCCCACAGCAGAAACUAUGGUCCUUCCCAUCUGGGCGGUGCCUGCUAUUGUUGGCAGUUGUGCCACUGUCCUUGCCUUGGUGGUGCUCAGUCUCAUCCUGUGCAACCACUGCAAGGGCCGCAACAAAACCAAAGUGCCAAAAGAACCCAAGGAGAAGAAACCCAAGGAGAAGGAGAAGAAGAAGAAGAAAAAGAAAAAGGGUAGUGAGAAUGUUGCAUUCGAUGACCCAGAUAACAUACCUCCAUAUGGAGAUGACAUGACAGUACGGAAACAACCAGAAGGGAACCCCAAACCAGACAUUAUUGAGAGGGAGAACCCUUAUCUUAUCUAUGAUGAAACAGACAUUCCCCACAACAAUGAGACCGUCCCCAGUGCUCCCUGCGCCCCCUGUAAUGGCCCAGAGGCAGAUAUUGAACACUAUGAUAUAGACAAUGCCAGCAGUAUCGCCCCUUCAGAUGCAGACAUCAUCCAACACUACAAGCAGUUCCGCAGCCACACGCCCAAGUUCUCUAUCCAGAGACACAGCCCGCUGGGCUUCGCCAGACAGUCUCCUUUACCCCUUGGAGCAACAAGCUACACCUACCAGCCUCAGUAUACCCAAGCACUACGGUCCACCCCACUCAGCCACUCCCACUCAGCGUGCCCCACCCCAAACCCUCUCUCCAGGCACUCCCCAGCUCCAUUCACCAAGCCCUCCUCCUUUUACAGAAACACUCCAACCAGAGAACUGAACCUGGCUCGCCGUGAGGGCAGCCCACUGGACCUGCACAAUGACAUGUGCCAGCCACCACCCAUGUUUAACUAUGCCACCCGGCUGGGGAGGCGGAGCAAGAGUCCGCAGACCAUGGCCAGCCACGGCCACACCUCCAGACCUGGCAGUCGGCUCAAGCAGCCGAUCGAGCAGAUCCCCCUGGAGACGGGGCCUCCUGUGGGACUAUCCAUCGAGGAAGUGGAGCGGCUGAACACUCCACGCCCACGCAACCCCAGCAUCUGCAGCGCAGACCACGGGCGCUCCAGCUCUGAGGAGGACUGCCGCAGGCCGCUUUCAAGGGUCCGCAACCCCGCUGAUGGCAUCCCUGCCCCAGAGUCCUCUUCAGAAAGUGACUCACAUGACUCCUUCACCUGCUCAGAGAUGGAGUAUGAACGGGACAAGCCAGUGUCUUAUAGUUCCCGAGUUCCCAAGCUCUCGCAAGUCAACGAGUCAGACGCUGAUGAUGAGGACUAUGGUGGGAGGCUCAAACAGAGGCGGUACUCGAGCCGGAGGGCAGAAGGUGGGCCUGGCGUUGCUCAGAUGCCCCCUACUGACCAGCACUACACCCUGCCCCACAGACUGGGCCAGCAAGCUGGGGGCUUCAACUGGGACAAUCUGUUGAACUGGGGCCCUGGCUUUGGACAUUAUGUAGACGUGUUCAAGGACUUAGCCUUGCUUCCCGAGAACGCAGCAGCAAAAGACAUUGAAAUGAACAGUGGGGAUGGCUCUGUGACCAUUCUAAACGAAGGAGAAGCUGAGCAAUAUGUAUGAGACUAUUUAUUACAAUGUUGUAGAAUAUGGUGAUGUUCUCCAUUUUGAAAAGAAAAAAAAGACAAAGGAAGACUGUAUAUUUCAAGAGAACAUUGGACUACAUGUUUUUUGCAUUAUUCAAAAUUAUAAGACGACUUUCAAUGCAGUAAGGCAGAGCAAUGGCACCUGUGACAUGACAGAUUUGGUCAGUAGCCACCUUGGAAUAGUUUACCAGUCUUUUCCAGGUCCAAAUUCAACUGUACAAUCAUGCAUUCAUCUCUCUGAGGACUCAUUACAAUGUAUCCAUUGACACUGAAUGGUUCAAAAAAAGAGAAAAUUGAAAUCCAUGUCUGAAUUCCAUUUAGUAACUGCAAAGCUCCAUUCAUGUUAUCUUGAUCAAACAUUUCUGUUUUUUAUUACCAAUAUUGCCUCUCCUUUCCAAAAACUUCUACUUCUUCACAGUUGAGAGAUAAGAGGGUAGAUAAUAUUAACACUCACAGGAAGAGAAUUCCAACGGGCCUUUGAGUAAAAGAAAACUCCCAGUCAAUUUUUAAUUUACUUAAAAGGAAGCAUGUGUAUUUGAUCUGACUGCACCUGUAGGUGACAGGACACAGACCUCUGUGUGAAAGUAAGUACACCGUUUUCCUCGCACGGUAUGGCAGACCCCACCAAUGUUAUUAUCCCUUUUCUCUCUGUCUGUCUUUGCCCUGGUGUGUUUUCUCACAGAAGACUGGCUAAACGCUCCAAGAGUGAGGAUUAAACAAGUCCCCUGCCUUACAGACAUUUGAGGAUUUCAGUACAGGGGAGGACUUUUCCUCUUCUGUUUUUCUGGUCUAAGUUCAGUAGAAGAGGAGGUUUUGCGGGGAUAGUGAUGUUUGUCAAAAUUGCUUUAGCAUUUUCUGACCAACCAAGUGUUUUUCAGGCGAUGAUGAUGAUGUGUGGAUCCUAUAAACAUGACCCCAACUAAAACACUAUGAACUUGUGUAAAUUUUUUUAAUUCAUGUGAAAUCAUGGAGUCAUUUGUUGUUGGUGUCCUUGUCCAUUAUUUUGACAUGUAUGGUUUCUACAUUUUUGUACUGUUUAUUAACUUAAAUUACUUAAGCUGUGUUUUUAUGGAUAUUUUCAUAUGCUGAAAUGUAUGUUCUUACUUUCGGGGAAAGUAAGAUUGAAGACUUAUUUUUUACAUUUGUUACAUAUGUAACAUCAGUAUUUUCCACUUUUGAUAAAACUAUAACAUGCUGUAUGCUUUGUACCUGUAAAAAGCCAAUAACAGAAUAAAAACAGUAUUUAUUUAAAA